AUGAGAACCUUCGCUAUCCUCGCCUUCUUCAUGGCCAUGUUCGCCAUGCUCUGCGGCUCCGUGUCCGCCGAGACUGCUCUUGAGCGCCGCGCUGCCAAGCCCGUCGUCGGUGCUGCCUUUGAGGCCACCCUUGACUUGCUCGUCAAGGAGCACUCUACCAUUGUCCUCAAGGCCUAUGCUGACACCUGCACUGAUACCAACAUUCACGCUGCCGUCUCAUCCAACCUCCGCGUCCAGGUCACUGGCCUCGUCAACAUCGAUUUCGGUCUUGGAUCAAAGCUCUCUGCUGCCCUCCAGACCUCAAUCAAGGCCUCCGUCAAGGCCGAGGUCGACGCUACCAUCAAGGCCCAGUUCACUGCCAACCUCCGUGCCAACCUCGCUGCUGCCAUCACCAAGCGCUGCCCCGCCCAUGAUGCCGCUUGCAUCAAGCUCCAGGCCAAGAACAUUGUCAAGGAUGCCGUCAAGAUCACCACCAAGGCAUCCGUUAAGAUCUCUGAUAAGCUCGCUGCUAAGUUGAACAUCAAGAUCAAGUCCGCUGUUGAAGCCCAGAUCAAGAAGUUCUCGGUCAACUUGUUCUUGGUCAAGAUUAGCGUUUCUGGCGAUGUCAAGGUCUCCGAGUCGAUUAUUGUCCACUUCAAGGCCGCUAUUGACCUUUGCGCCCAGGCCUGUAUCGAUAUCUCUGCCAAGGAGGUCUCCAAGAUCAAGACCAUCUGCUCCGCUUAA
Linnemannia hyalina is the source of this 723-nucleotide messenger RNA. Lineage: Eukaryota; Fungi; Mortierellomycota; Mortierellomycetes; Mortierellales; Mortierellaceae. The record is from the annotation of a GenBank genome assembly.